This is a messenger RNA of Leishmania braziliensis MHOM/BR/75/M2904, 2601 nucleotides long. RefSeq names its product putative DNA topoisomerase III. Gene Ontology annotation, cellular component: nucleus. Lineage: Eukaryota; Euglenozoa; Kinetoplastea; Trypanosomatida; Trypanosomatidae. Gene Ontology annotation, biological process: DNA topological change. Bases 1 to 2601 code for a protein of 866 amino acids. The record is from RefSeq and is a predicted model, not a curated record. The transcript has a single exon. Gene Ontology annotation, molecular function: DNA binding; DNA topoisomerase type I (single strand cut, ATP-independent) activity.
AUGGGUCGCAAUGUGUUAAUGGUGGCUGAGAAGCCGUCGCUGGCUGAGAGUAUUGCGACGAUCUUGAGCAGUGGAAGCUGCUCCCGCCGCACCCGUGCGCUGCCAGUGUACGAGUACAUGGGUAGCUUUAUGGGCAGUCCAGCGUACUUCAAGGUGACGAGCACCACCGGCCACGUCUUCUCAUGCGACUUCACCUCUCAGCACCAAAACUGGGACCGCACAGAGGAGGAGCAGCUCUUCACCGCGCCGAUCGUGUGGAAAGAUACGUCAGAGAAGGUGACGCAUCACCUCGAGCAUGAGGCGAAAGGCUGUGAUACGCUGGUAUUGUGGCUCGACUGUGAUCGGGAGGGGGAGAACAUUUGCUUUGAAGUGAUGCAGGUCGUGCGGCGGGAGAUCUACAACAACAACAGCAUCUUUCGCGCGCACUUCUCAGCCAUCACGGCGGAGGAGAUUUUCCACGCCUUCUGCAGUCUCGGGAGGCCGAACAAGAGCAUCAGCGACGCGGUGACAUGUCGGCAAGAGCUGGACCUGAAGGUUGGGGUGGCCUUUACCCGAUUUCAGACAAAGUACUUCCAGGGCAAGUAUGGCGACUUGGAUGCCAGCGUCGUUAGCUAUGGGCCGUGUCAGACACCGACGCUCGGGUUUUGCGUACAGCGCCACGAUGAGAUCCUCAACUUCAAGCCUGAGAACUUUUGGCGUCUCGUCCCGGUCGCCUCGCGCAGCGGUGCAGUACUGCAGUUUGACUGGGAUCGCGGGCGUGUCUUCGAUGAGACGAUGGCGCGGCUCAUCCUUCAGCGCAUCACGAAGAACGGUAAGGUUGCCACCGUCACCAAUAUGUCCGUUAGCAGUGACACGCGUCCGCGACCGACCGGGCUCAACACUGUGGAUCUCAUGAAGAUUGCAAGCAAAGCACUUGGCAUCGGUCCCCACUACGUGAUGACAAUCGCCGAGAACCUGUACAUCCGCGGCUACAUUUCGUACCCCCGUACCGAAUCCACAGCAUACCCGCCAUCCUUCAACCUCGUUGGCGCCCUCGCUCAGCAGAAAAACCACCCCAUAUGGGGGGGCUACGUGACGGCGCUGCUGCAGGGAGGGCACGUGCAUCCCAAAGCAGGCAAAGACGCCGGCGAUCACCCACCUAUCACGCCAAUGCGAAGCGCCUCACCUGGGGAGCUAUCUGGGGAUGAAUGGCGCAUAUUUGAGUACAUUACGCGGCAUUUCAUUGCUUCCGUGUCACCAGACUGUCGUCUCAUCAAGACGAAGAUUACGAUCGAGCUUGGAGGUGAGUUGUUCAGCAUCUCGGGAAAGGUAGUCGAGGACCCUGGAUUUACAGAGAUCAUGCCGCACGCCCGUGUCGAGGACGACAGGAUGCCAACCGGCGUCAACAAGGGCGACUCCUUUCAGCUGUCUGAUGUGCGGCUGCAGGCGGGGCAGACGCAGCCGCCGUCGUACCUGACGGAGUCGGACCUGAUAGGGUUGAUGGAGAAGAACGGGAUCGGAACUGACGCGUCGAUCUCUACCCACAUCAAUAACAUUGUAGAGCGCGGCUACUGCAGCGUGCAGGCGGGGCGUGUCAUGAAGCCAUCAAAGCUUGGCAUCGUGCUCAUCCACGGCAUCAAGGCCAUCGACCCGGAGCUGGUGCUGCCACUGGUGCGCAGUCGUGUCGAGGAGUACGUCACCCACAUCGCUGAGGGUCGCGCGCGGCUCGAAGACGUGCUCAGCUACUCACUCGACCUCUUCUUCUCUAAGUUCAAGUUCUUCAAAGAGCACAUCGACAUCUUUGAUGGCCUUAUGGGUGCCUCCUUCUCUGCCAUCUCGGCGACCGGGAAGCCGAUUACACGGUGCGGCAACUGCAUGCGCUACCUAAAGCACCUGAACACCCGCCCCCAGCGACUCUACUGCCCGUACUGCGAGGUGACCUUCGCCCUGCCGCAGGGUGGCACCGUAAAGCCGUACUCCGGCUUCACAUGCCCCAUUGACAACUUCGAGCUCGUCGUCUGCCACAUCGACGGCGGCAAGUCCUUUCCCAUCUGCCCCAGUUGCUACAACAACCCGCCGUUCGAGGAACUGCCCUCCGCCCUACAACAUCACAACCGUGGGAACGGCGGAGGGGCGACGGCGAAAGCGGCGCCAUCCACGCGGCAUAUGGCGUGUGACGAGUGCCGCCACCCGACGUGCGAGCACUCCCUCGCCACGAACUACGUGUGCGACUGCGUAGACGGCUCCUGCCCCGGUAGCAUGGCCUUCGUCCCCCGGACAGCAGGGCAAUGGAAGGUGUGCUGCAAUGCAUGCCCCAUGAUGGUGAAGCUCCCACCGACGGCGCAGCGGGUGUACGUCACUGCCGAGGAGUGUGCCGAGUGCGCCGCCAAUUGCCUCGAUAUCAUGUUCCCCGAGGGCAAGAGCGUGUUACCCAACCGCAAGGACCGCAUUGUUGCGUGCAUCUUCUGUCAUCCAGGGCUGAGCCCGCUCUGCGAGGAAGUGCGUGGCCGUGUAGGCAACUUCCGCCGUAUCGGUGGCGCCGCUGCUGGGGGUCGUGGCGGGCGAGGCGGCCGUGGGCGCGGACGUGGUCGUGGGCGUGGCAACCGCGAAGAUCGCUGGUGA